Scheffersomyces amazonensis is the source of this 1443-nucleotide messenger RNA. RefSeq lists its product as uncharacterized. The record is from RefSeq and is a predicted model, not a curated record. Lineage: Eukaryota; Fungi; Ascomycota; Pichiomycetes; Serinales; Debaryomycetaceae. The transcript has a single exon. Bases 1 to 1443 code for a protein of 480 amino acids.
AUGAAUUUGCAGUAUUCAUUUUCUACUACUUCCUUACUUUCGGCCCAGCAUCAGAACCAACAACAACAACAACAACAACAACAUCAAUCACAACAAGUAGACCAAUCCAGUUCCAAACAAAACAAGUUAAUAUCAAAAUUAAAAAUAUUAACAACCUAUUCUUCAACAUCAUCACCAUCAGCUUCAUCGACAAAUAUUGCAAAACAUGAUUAUAAUUUUGUAAACACGAAUCCUCCUAGUCCAACCCUGCUUACAAGUAUGAAAUUUACUUCCAAAUCUUCCAAUUCUAGCCCUAUGGCAACAUCAAUAGCUUCUUUUGGUUCAGUAUCUUAUAAUAACACAUCCAGUGCUUACUCACCUAUAACACCUCCACUGACAAACAAUUACUCAUCAUCAAAUAUACGACUCAGAUCUAAUUCACUACCAAAUUUUGCAACGACAAAACUGAAAUAUAAACAUCAAAACUUAUUAUCAAAGUAUACAAAUAAACAUCAAAACCAAAAUAGGAUGAAUAAUGCUGGAAUUAAUGGUUAUAAUAAACCACGAUUGAACCCUCUUCAACGUUUUCAUAAUAAUAUUAAAUCGAAUUCUACUAAUACCUCAGCUCUGAAUGGGAAAUUUCCUUCCUUUUCAACAGGAGAUAAUUUUAAAUAUCUUCUUUAUCUGGAUGAUGAAGAAGAUGAUGAUGGUGACUCCAUUCAAGAUAGUUAUACAAAUUCAAUGAAUGAAAGAGCUUCAUAUUAUUCACAUUAUCAUAAUAAUGUCGUUGCUGGCGACGAUGUUGAAUAUGAUAAUGAACAUUUUACCUACUCCUUAAAGCACAUGUACAAAGAUGAUAACGACCUUUACGAAAUUUUAAACUCUUCUACACCACCACCCACUAUAGAUUCUAUCUAUUCAAAUCACCACCAACACGGCCAUCAUCAUAAUCACCAACUUUCAGAUUCUACAAGAGCAUCAAGUAUUUCUAAUUACCAGGAUGAUGAAAUGGUCAUGAUCCCACCAUUACCAGAAACUUUAAGUUCCGCAUCUGAUUCAUUAUCUCAUAGACCCUCGUUAUCAUCAUCAUUGGAGUUCAAUGCUUCUGAUCAACAUCAACAACGUCAAUUGCCUUAUCAUGGUGAAUAUGCGUUUACAACUUCUUCUCACCUUGUCACACCAAUUUCUACGAAUGUAAAUGAAAUUAACAAUAACAGUAAUAAUGCUACACCCAUAUUAGGUAAUGUUAACAUGUCCUUCACAGAGAACCUUUCUACAAAUGCAACUACAUUUACAAAUAAUCCACCAUUAAUAAAACCUAAUUAUUCCUUGCUGGUUCAGGGAAGCAAAGACCAUAUUGAGGAAGUUCUUGAAGAGGAUAAUGUGGAUAAAUUAGCCAACUCAAUAUUGAAUGUGGUCAAAAUAAAUGACGAAGACAGUAAACUGGUUGAAUGGGGUAUUUAG